CCCAACUCUCGCCGCCUUGACCAGAUGUGCGGCUCUCCGUGCUAUGGAUGUGACACCGUCCGGCGAUCCGUGCGUUCGCUGCUGGAGGUCACUCGCGGCAGGUGUUUCCUUCGGCACGCGUCGUCCGUCCGCACCGUGAUGUUCGCCACGCGGCCCGCGGCGCCGCGUGGGGCGCGCGCCCGCGGUCCUCGCGGCGGAUCCGUCCUGUAGAUGAACGUGCAGAGGGGAAGUUUACCUGCAGCGACCUGAUGACUGGGGCGGAUGGUUGUCGGCUACGGCGCCGUCCACGUUGAAUGAUUGUGAUCUGAAUCGCAGGUGACGUGAGUGUGAGUGCGGACUGUUGUCUGAGUCUCUAACUGUCGCGUAAACCUGUUCGUGCGGUGGUUAGUGGCUCCGGCUGAGCAACACCCUGCGCGUCCCGUCUCAUCAAAACACCGCUCAUCUGCUGAGGCAUGAGGCUGUGAGGGCGCUGCGUGAUGGAGGAGGCCGCCAGCCAGCUGGAGCGCGACCACGUGCACCGCGUCUACGACAAGAUCGCGCCGUACUUCAACGACAGCCGCUACAAGGCCUGGCCCAAGGUGCGAGAGUUCCUGCUGGACCUGCAGCCGGGGAGCAUCGUCGCGGACGUCGGUUGUGGCAAUGGCAAGUAUCUGCACAUCAACGAGGAGGUGUUCAAGCUGGGAUGCGACGUGUGUCGCCCCCUGGUGGACUCCGCCUGGAGCCAGGGACACGAGGUCCAGAUGUGCGACGGCCUGCGCUUGCCUUACAGGGACGGCUGCUUUGACGCGGUGCUCUCCAUCGCAGUCAUCCAUCACUUGUCCACCAAAGAGCGUCGUAUUCGAGCAAUAAAGGAGAUGGCGCGCACGCUGCGAGUGGGCGGGCGCAUCAUGAUCUACGUGUGGGCCAUGGAGCAGAAGCGCCGCAAGUUCGAGAAGCAGGACAUCUUCGUCCCCUGGAACCCCGCCCCCCUCUCGGCCCCCGGCCUCAAGCCCCGCAGGAGGGCGGCGGCGCAGAGCGCCAGCGACGCCGGCGGCGGCGGCGACAAGCACAGGAAGGUUCGAAGCACAUCCUCGGUGGCGGACGGGGAGGACCUGGGCCGCUCGGCGCCGCAGCAGAGGACCCGCAGGCUGUGGUUCUUCUCCCGGUCCCUGGACUCGGUCUUGGACUUCGGGAGCUUGGCCGUGUCCCGCUCGUCCUCCAGGGAGCUCUGCACUUUAUCCUCGCCCGCGGGUGAGGGCGCGGGCGGCCCGGCGGGUCGGCGCGGCCGGCGCCGGGGCCUCAUCAGGCAGGUGUCCAGCUUCUUCUCGCCCCCGUCCGCGACCGGGUCCGAGGAGGACGUCUUCGGCUCGGUCGCAGACCUGCACCGGGGCGUCGACGGCAGCGGCGCCGGCCCAGACGCCCGGGGGGUGUCGGCGUCUUUGGCCCAGGAGUGCGGCUCCCUGGCUCUGCCGGACCUGGUGCCUUGCCAGAAGGAGCCCCGGAAGCCGCGGGAGGGGGAGCAGGAGAGCACACGGAGCCCUCAGGGCGGCGCCGGCCCGGUGGACGGCCCGUGUCUGAGGUACUACCACGUCUUCAGGGAGGGGGAGCUGGCCGAGCUGAUCCAGAACCACGUGGACGAGCUCCACGUCACGCACGCCUACUUUGACCACGCCAACUGGUGUGUGGUGGCGGAGAGAGUUCAGCUGUGGAGAAUCUGAGUUCUGCUACUGAGUCAACACAGUGUGUCAAGGUCCAGAUGUGAACAGAUGUGAACGGUGGACGUCACGACUCCCCUGCUGCACUUCUUAACUGUCUGUGGAAAUCCUCAUUUGUUUUAGUCAUAUUUAAAUGAGCUCCUUAACGUUUUAACAGUGACAAGACUGCAUUUUAAAACAUUUUAAUGCAUGAAAUCAAGGAGCAGCGUCCACACUACUGUCAUGAAUCAGUUUUGUGUGUGGAGACUUUUUUCGACUCAUUUUAACGAUUUUGCUAAAUGCACUGUUUUUGUCUUUAGGUAUAUUGCAGCAUUACUUUGUGCUGAGACGUGCUAGCGUGUCGGCCUGUCGAGCGUCUGCCUCAGAGCAGGAGCUGCACCGUGACGCUGCCUCUGCUCGUGUGUAACUCAUCAGCUGGAGUCGGGCCGAUUCCCGCGGCCGCUUGUUUUCGUCUGCGGUUCCUUCGGGGCCACGCGUGCGUGGAUGUCGGUAUUCGUCAUAGCUGUGUACUGUCUCGUUGGUAACAAGCUGAAUGUACCAAAAUGUGUUUCAGCAAAUAACCUGCCUCGUAUACUGUGAAUAAACACUGCACUGCGCCGCCGCUCGAUGCCGAUGAGCAUCGUGAAUACAGGUGAUCUGAACCCGUUGUGCCAAGAACGGUGCGAAUACUUAUUAGUACAGUAUGUGUGUUUUAAGUGCUACAGGUUCCUAAUGUCUUAAAUGAUGUAAAUGCUUUUAAUUCACAUUAAAUGUUGUUUGUGUGUA
This is a messenger RNA of Betta splendens (Siamese fighting fish), 2459 nucleotides long. RefSeq names its product tRNA methyltransferase 9B (gene trmt9b). The coding region runs from base 477 to 1697 and encodes 406 amino acids. Lineage: Eukaryota; Metazoa; Chordata; Actinopteri; Anabantiformes; Osphronemidae. The record is from RefSeq and is a predicted model, not a curated record. Gene Ontology annotation, molecular function: tRNA binding; S-adenosylmethionine-dependent methyltransferase activity. The transcript has 5 exons. Gene Ontology annotation, cellular component: nucleus; cytoplasm. Gene Ontology annotation, biological process: tRNA wobble uridine modification.